Molecule: messenger RNA, 792 nt
Organism: Arctia plantaginis
Lineage: Eukaryota; Metazoa; Arthropoda; Insecta; Lepidoptera; Erebidae
Source: the annotation of a GenBank genome assembly
AUGUUAGUUGUUGUAGCAAAUCAUUGUUGUGGAAUAGCGGUAGGAAAGCAGACAGCUCAGCGGCGUAUAGUUGGUGGAGACGACGCUGGUUUUGGCACCUUCCCCUGGCAAGCAUACAUCAGGAUUGGAUCAUCAAGAUGCGGAGGUUCUCUGAUCUCCCGACGUCACGUCGUCACCGCCGGCCAUUGCGUAGCUCGUGCUCAGCCACGUCACGUCCGCGUCACCCUCGGGGACUACGUCAUCAAUUCUGCCGCUGAACCUCUGCCAGCUUACACCUUCGGCGUUAGGACUAUCAAAGUGCAUCCUCUGUUCAAGUUCACCCCCCAAGCGGAUCGGUUUGACGUGGCUGUGCUUACCCUGGAUAGAAAUGUGCAUUAUAUGCCACAUAUAGCACCAAUCUGCCUUCCUGAACGUGGCUCCGACUUCCUCGGGCAGUACGGCUGGGCGGCAGGCUGGGGAGCCCUCAGUCCUGGCUCGAGGCUUCGCCCGCGGACCCUACAAGCUGUCGAUGUUCCGGUACUAGACAACAGGGUCUGUGAGCGGUGGCAUAGAGCUAAUGGCAUAAACGUCGUAAUCUACCCCGAGAUGCUGUGCGCCGGAUACCGAGGAGGGGGUAAAGACAGCUGCCAAGGUGACAGCGGAGGGCCCCUGAUGCUGGAAAGGGCAGGCCGUUGGUACCUCAUUGGGGUGGUAUCGGCGGGGUACUCGUGCGCAUCUAGAGGCCAGCCGGGGAUUUACCAUAGGGUAGCCCACACGGUGGACUGGAUCUCACACGCCACCACGCUAUCAUAG